AUGGACGGUCAAGAUCAUUUUAUCAAAUUCAAAGCUGUGAUGUCUGCUCGUCUACAAAAAGCUUCAUUUUUCAGGGCCCUCCUCUUUAUAUUUGCGUACAUUGUGUUGAUUCUGUUCCAUCUUUUGUUUCUUCGUUCAUCAACUCCCAACUCUUUUAUGGCGAGUAUGUGUUAUGGGUUGAAUGUUGAGACAAAAACAACUGCUCCGGUUGAGCCAAUUUCAGAAUCCGCCCGGAGGAGGAGGAUGGAAAUUCACCAAUUUAAAUUUGUGCCCAACGAUGCCGCGGUGGCUUCGCCGCUAGAAAACAGCAAGAAGCGACGGAAGCUGGAGGCUGUUAUCCCGCUUUCUCCACCGCCAUCCUCAUCUAGGAUUGAGGCUGAUGCGGUUCCAGAGUGCCCUAAAUUCGGCAUGACAUCUGUUUGCGGUCGGAGAAGAGAGAUGGAGGAUGCUGUUGCAAUUCACCCAUCUUUUUGCUGCCAAAACCUAAGUUCUCCAGGUGGCCUACAUUUCUUUGGGCUCUACGAUGGCCAUGGCUGCUCCCAUGUGGCCACAAAGUGCAAAGACCGGAUGCAUACAAUAGUGAAAGAUGAGAUCGAAAGGGGGGAUGCCUCAUGGACGGAGAUGAUGGCUAGGAGUUUUUCCAAAAUGGACGGGGAAAUUACCGAAUGGGUUAGUGGCGCAGCCGGGUUCUCAGCCGCCACUUGCCGCUGCGAACUUCAAACUCCUCGGCGUGACGCCGUUGGAUCCACCGCUGUCGUGGCGGUUGUUUCACCGGACAAGAUAAUCGUGUCCAACUGCGGCGAUUCGCGGGCAGUUCUUUGCCGCAAUGGUGUCGCAAUUCCACUGUCCACCGAUCAUAAACCGGACCGACCCGAUGAGCUUGACCGGAUUCAAGAAGCCGGAGGCCGUGUUUUUUUUUGGGACGGGCCGAGAGUGCUUGGAUUCCUAGCAAUGUCUCGUGCAAUUGGCGAUAACUAUUUGAAGCCGUACGUGAUAUCAGAGCCGGAGGUGACCAUUACUGACCGGACGGCGGAAGACGAGUGUUUGAUUUUGGCCAGUGAUGGGCUAUGGGAUGUAGUGUCAAAUGAAACCGCCUGUGGGGUGGCGCGUAUGUGCCUUAAAUCAUGUAAGCAGCUCAGCGACACCGUAGGCGGGGAGAGCUCCGAUAAGGCUUGUUCGGAUGCAUCAAUUUUGUUGACCAAGUUGGCGUUGGCGCGACAAAGCGCCGAUAACAUUAGUAUUGUGGUGGUUGAUUUGAGAAGAGGCCGUUAG
This is a messenger RNA of Fraxinus pennsylvanica, 1272 nucleotides long. Lineage: Eukaryota; Viridiplantae; Streptophyta; Magnoliopsida; Lamiales; Oleaceae. The record is from the annotation of a GenBank genome assembly.